AUGGGUUCUGAUUUCACCAUUACUGGUGAUGCAUAUAGUAGCACUAGUUCUAAUUUGACACUGCAUGAGGCCUCUUUUGGUUUCUUUGCGCUUUGUGAGGACAUGAUGAGUGCAGAAAAGGUUUGGAGCUUAUCCAAUUUUCCAUCUGGCCUCUCUCAUGAAAGCCAAUGUGUUGAGCUUCUGUCCAAGAAUAAUGACCUUGGUGGUGUUCUUCUUCCUCCCUUUGAUAAUCUCAAGUCAUUGGAAGUGAGAACUGGGACUUGUGGGACGUCUCUAGCUCAGGCGAAGAACAUUACUGGGAAUCUGAAAGCUAAGCUUUGAUGCCCUUCCUUCAUCAUCUAAAGUUGGUAAAGAUACACUCAUAAACGGGUUCUCGGAAUGCGAAACUCAUAUUAGUCUGGCAAAGUUUUUGCUCAAGCAUGGAAGGGUGCUGCAGGAAAUAAUUCUAUGUUCAGGACAUUGCAAUUUUAGAGAUUCUCCGAGGCAGGAAAAAUCCAAGUCAAAAAUGAUGGGGUUCCCACGAGCUUCUUCUAAUGUAAAUAUUUCAUUUCACUGAUUCUUGGAGCCAGCCAACUUAGCUUAGUUGAUGUUUUGAUGGUAUGAGAAUUCAAUUGUUUAGACUUGUAGCAAUCCUAAUUAUAUCCACAGGUCAUUUCUCU
Molecule: messenger RNA, 659 nt
Organism: Ilex paraguariensis (yerba mate)
Lineage: Eukaryota; Viridiplantae; Streptophyta; Magnoliopsida; Aquifoliales; Aquifoliaceae
Source: the annotation of a GenBank genome assembly